Messenger RNA from Branchiostoma belcheri (Belcher's lancelet), 2186 nucleotides. RefSeq names its product zinc phosphodiesterase ELAC protein 2-like. Gene Ontology annotation, molecular function: 3'-tRNA processing endoribonuclease activity. Bases 14 to 2173 code for a protein of 719 amino acids. The record is from RefSeq and is a predicted model, not a curated record. The transcript has 22 exons. Gene Ontology annotation, biological process: mitochondrial tRNA 3'-end processing. Gene Ontology annotation, cellular component: mitochondrion. NCBI's taxonomy places the organism in Eukaryota, Metazoa, Chordata, Leptocardii, Amphioxiformes, Branchiostomatidae.
GAAAGUGAGCAGAAUGGAGGACAUCUUCCUAACCAGAAUGAGCUGGACCAAUGUGGGAGGUUUGGGAGGAAUGACACUGACCCUACAGAGCAUUGGUGUACCAGAAGUGCGAGUGUAUGGACCUCCGAAUGCAGAAGAUUUCUAUCAAGCAUUAAAAGACUUCACAUACUUUCCGAAGAUUAAAGUUCGUGUGAAGCCGUACCAUCUGUCUCCCAUGUCUGAUGAUGUCAUGACUGUUUGGCAGGUGCCAAUCAGAGCUCCUGACACAUCAUCACAUGGAGGAGGUCUCAGUCCUAGGGCGGGGUCAAGGUCACCUGACCAUGAUCUCAGUCCCAAAGCUGGCAGCUCUAGAUCUCCUUCCCAGAGUCCUGUGGUCAGGAGAAGCAGUUGUGAUGUUUCUGACAUUGACUCAGAAUCUGAUGAUUCCAGUAGAUCAUCCAGUCCUAGAAAUUCACCUAAGUCCAAGAGAAGAAAAACAUCCCAGAGGGAUGAAUCCCUUGUUAUAAGUUAUAUUUGUAAGUUGAAGCCCAAAAAAGGCAGGUUUUUAACAGAAAAAGCCUUGAUGGAUGGAAUCAAACCAGGUGUGUGGGUUGGUGAGUUGAAGAAAGGUAACCAGGCCACCUUACCAGAUGGGAGAGUCAUCGACCCAACACCGUAUGUAGAACCUGAUACACCAGGUCCUGUCUUCAUUGUGGUUGAAUGUCCAGGUGAGGACUUCAUUGAACCAGUCACAACUAACAGCCAGAUUGCAAAGUACCAGGAGGAUGGAGAUGAAGAACUACCAGCUAUCGUUGUCCACUUUACUCCAGCAGGAGUAGCCAAGGACACACGCUACCAGGACUGGAUCACAAGAUUUGGACCAAACACAGAACACCUGUUCCUGAAUGAAGACACCCAGACAACAUCUCACGAGGGUACAGCCUCUCUCCAGGCCUGUCUCAACAUCAUACAGCCUACUGUUUUUCCCCUGCUAGCAGAUAACGCCAUCAAGCCGGGAAGUCUGCCGCCUCUCCCACACAAACAUGUCCGAGGGGAGUGUCUGUUAACAUACUGGCUGUUCCACAGGGACCACCCUCUACAAUGGGACAGAUCCUCCAUUCCAUUGCUGGACAAUGAAGAGGCUGUGAAGGGGGCUUUUGCUUUGCCUGGAUUUGAGGAUAGCCUUAAGGAGAUGAAGGAGACAAUUGCAACAGCAUUUGCCAGUGAUACAGCAGCCUCCCCGUCCUACCCAGAAGUGGUGUUCUUUGGUACAGGAUCGUCCAUCCCCAGUAAGAGGAGAAAUGUCACAGGAAUCCUGGUCCAACUCAGUGAGUCAGAGUCCCUGUUGUUGGAUGGUGGGGAGGGCACAUUUGGACAGAUGUACCGGCACUAUGGUGCUGAUGUGGACAGGGUGCUGGCUAACAUCAAAUGUGUCUUCAUCUCACACAUCCACGCUGACCAUCACUUGGGACUGAUGAAAAUAUUUCAAGAGAGAAGAAGAGCACUGCAAACCCUUGGAGAGCCCCAGCAGCCCAUGUACCUGAUAGCCCCCCUCCCGUUCAUGUCAUGGAUCAACCACUACAGACUCAACUGUGAGAACAUCGGCAUGGACAACAAGGACUUCAUCCUGCUUCUUUCUAAAGACCUGUCUGUGUUUUCAAACGAAGAACAGAACCAAGAAUUUAACAGCCUGAAGAAGAACCUUGGCUUCAAGCAGCUCCAGGUUGUACCAGUCCUCCAUGUCUCCCGUUCUUAUGGCCUGGUUGUGACCCACAAUGAUGGCUGGAAGUUGGUGUACUCCGGAGACUCCAUGCCUUGUGAUGCCCUCAUCAUGGCAGGUAAAGAUGCCACACUACUGAUACACGAGGCUACGUUUGAUGAUGAACUCCACCAAGAAGCAAAACGGAAGAGACACAGCACCAUUACCCAGGCCGUGGAUGUUGGUAUUGAGAUGAACGCAGGCUUCAACCUGCUGACACACUUCAGUCAGCGCUAUCCCAAGAUCCCCCUCAUGGACAACGGAGGAGAGAAAGUGGGCAUCGCAUUCGACCACAUGAAGGUGCGUCUGGGUGACCUGAAGCUCCUGCCUCACCUGAGCACACCUCUACAGGCUCUGUUCCAGGAGGAGCUGCAGGAAAUGAGAGUCAAACAGAAACGCCACAAACGGAACAGACUCGGGGGCCUCAUUGACUAGAACUCGACAAAUA